AUGAUUAUAGUUUGCUGGUUUUCCCCACAUCUCGAAAGUGUCUUUUUACUUCUCAUUCGGCGGCGUCGCAGUUCAUCUCGUUCCCGCAGUUCAAGAUCUUCGAGGAAGGCUCUUGAUAGAGACCGUCACUAUCGUACAAGAAGACGUUCCUCCUCAUCCUCUUCGUCUAAAUCCUCCGCCCCGGAGAAAUACAGUCAUCGUCGACGUCGGAGGACGUCCACGUCAUCAAGAUCAGUAUCUGCCAAGAAUGAAAAUAAGGCCAGAUCACCGAGUGGUGGUGAGAGGUUAGUAUUUUGA
This is a messenger RNA of Rodentolepis nana, 297 nucleotides long. Lineage: Eukaryota; Metazoa; Platyhelminthes; Cestoda; Cyclophyllidea; Hymenolepididae. The record is from the annotation of a GenBank genome assembly.